CUCCUCCUCCAUGUGAUUUGCAGGCGACCUCAACGGUCUUGUCAUUUGGGUAAUCGACUUUAUAGCUCUUACACAUAAUACAGCUACCGCGCUCCCUCUCUCUCCUCUCCAAAGCUCCAAGCUGCAGCGUCUCAUCAAUCCUUGACCUGCUCUGAGCCAUGAGUCGUGGGCAGUACAACCAGGACCCUAUGGCAGGCUCCAACUAUGCCUCGGGACAAAUGGAUCCGAAUAAGUCCUUUCACUUGUAUGCUCACUCGCAGCAAGAUUUGUCGCAUCACGGCCAUGAGCGUCCGGUGAUGAUGCAGCGGCCGAGUCAAGAGCAAAUUUAUACCUCGAGUGCCAUACGGCCCAUACCGGCUCAUUAUGCGCCUAUGCAGCAACAGCAACAUCAACAUCAGCAGGGACAACGACCCAACCUGUCCCAACAUCUCAGCCACAAUGGGUAUGACACCACCGACGCGCAAGCAGCUGCAUUGGCUGCUCUGAGUACAGCAGGAACAAUCGAUCCUUUGUCCUUGCAACGAUUUGUUGGCUACCAGACGACACUCUCAUCCAAUGCGCCUGUAACGCCAUCAGAUGAGAAGCAUGAGGAUGCAAUCAUGGCGUAUUCGUCACGAGAUGCACGGUGUGCACAAGAAGCACUUGCAUUGUUGAUCCCAAGCGCCGAGAUGCUCACAGCAUACAGCAGUCUGCCAGAGUACUUGAUGAAUCAGCCUCCACUCGGCUCCAUUCGUCCCUCUGAGGCAGAUGGAGAGGAUCAAUCGCCUGGCGUGGGCAGCAGCUCUGGAAGACGCCCUGCUCCUCGGAAGCGUGGUCGACCACCGCGAACACUACCCCCUUCUCCGCCUCAGACUGCUUCGCUGCUUGAAUUUCCAACAGACGCCAGGUCAGAGCAGACUGGUGUGCCACAGGCCAUUCCAGCGGCAUAUAUUCGCGAACAAGUCAGGACAUUGAAGGAGUCAUGGAUGAAUAGGGAUAUAGCUACACACAACCUCUUCAUUCGCGCUCAACAACCGGCUUUUGAACAAGAAGAGGAGACUUUCCUGCCAGCUACACGGCUUUAUCCCAUUCAUGAGAUGGUGCUCGUCUCGCAGCUAGCAUACUGGCAAUUGCUGUGUCGCUUCAGUCCAGCUCGCGAAGAAGGCUGGAUGCCAAUCGUGGAGGUUGAGGUGCCACAACCAGACUUUAUUGAUCCAUUGAUGCAUUGGCUUCAUCACCACGAUGACCAGGCAUUGUAUGAGAUGCUGGAUGAGAUGGUCGAUAGCAGUGCCGGCUGGAUCGGAAUCGUCUGGUUCGCACGCAACGUGAGAAGCCUGGGUGUCUGCGACAGUAGGGUCAGAAUUGUGCUCGAGGCGGUCGUCCAUGAACGAUUCGGCUCUCAUAUCAAGUAGUCAUACAAUCAUACAAUCGGAGAAUUCGAAUGAAUUGAGAGAUGAUACAAUCGCCACAUCCUGGGACAUCAA
Messenger RNA from Protomyces lactucae-debilis, 1463 nucleotides. RefSeq lists its product as uncharacterized. The transcript has a single exon. Lineage: Eukaryota; Fungi; Ascomycota; Taphrinomycetes; Taphrinales; Protomycetaceae. The record is from RefSeq and is a predicted model, not a curated record. The coding region runs from base 159 to 1391 and encodes 410 amino acids.